Messenger RNA from Alosa alosa (allis shad), 3538 nucleotides. It is a transcript of the gene galnt17, whose product is annotated as polypeptide N-acetylgalactosaminyltransferase 17. The transcript has 12 exons. The record is from RefSeq and is a predicted model, not a curated record. Gene Ontology annotation, cellular component: Golgi apparatus. Bases 717 to 2558 code for a protein of 613 amino acids. Lineage: Eukaryota; Metazoa; Chordata; Actinopteri; Clupeiformes; Clupeidae.
CAUUCCAUGUUUUACUUCAGCCUUUCGACGAAGUAUCCUAAGCAAGUGUGCGCAUUCGGCCAGGAUGAUACGGUAUAGCGGCGCACACACACACAACAGAGACAAACCAGGAAUGGGAAAGAAGCAUUAAAGAGAACGCAUUGAUCUGAAAUUUGGUUGACUGGGUUGCAAGGAGAAUACCGUUAACGCCAUUACCAUUCGCAAUUCAACACUACCAUUUGCCAUGACAACAUCUGAGGGGAUGCUGCGUCUGCACACCGACACAUUUUCAGCAGAGGGUUCCUAGGAACCUCCAUGCGCAAGAAGCAUAGGGUAUUCCAUGCGUUUAUUACCGUCAUUGAACUGCUUAAUUUAUCCAGUCUUUUAGACUACACUUACUAUGGAUACGGAGCGUAUCAGCGUUGGAUUUAUCUCGCUGUUGUGAUUGAAAGAAAUUGCGGCAUAAGAUUCGUGCAAGGUAUAGAAUCACAUUGUAAGGGGCGAUCUAGGAGGCGUUCAGAGACAGACUUUAGAGUCUGAAAAGAUUGAAGAUGUAUGUUCAUGAAGCAAUAUUUGCGCGUAAUGUUUCAAUCGGAGGGGGUUCCUGUUUACCAAACCAGUGUUACAUUGUACGCCUGAGUUUUGAAUGAGACAUUUGGAAACUGUAUCGACACGGAUGAAAGCUCACGAACAAGCUCCAAGAGCAGAAUACAUCUCAAACAUAUCCUCAAUGCGAAAUGAUACGACUAAUCGGCUUCAGGACACCAACAUCUUUAAUGGCAUUUAUGACAAGAAGGUGGAAAGUUUUAUUGGUCCUGAACGUGAUAGCAGUGGGUGGAUUCAUUACUUUUUGGGGCAAGUGUAAUAUACGUACAUCCAAAGGGAUUGGUCUGGAUGCUUUGGCUGAUGUGAGAAGACACACAGGUUUGAACAUCACUGGGCAAGACGCAAGCAUCACUCAUGAAAUUCUGUUAAGAAGACUAGGAUCCCUGGAAGACGUGGUGUACAGGCAACUGAACGGCUUAUCCAAAUCACUGGGACUCAUUGAAGGCUUUGGAGGUCGUGGUAGAGGAGGUCUGCCAGCAACCUUAACUCCAGCUGAAGAGAAAGAGGCCAAAUACCUAAAGGAGAAAUAUGGCUACAAUGCAUAUCUCAGUGACAAGAUAUCACUGGACAGAUCCAUCCCAGACUAUCGACCGAGCAAGUGCAGAAAGGUGUACUACCCAAGAGACCUUCCCCAGAUCUCGCUCAUCUUCAUCUUUGUGAACGAGGCGCUCUCUGUCAUCCUGCGCUCUGUCCACUCAGCCGUCAAUCACACACCGGCCCACCUCCUCAAGGAGAUCAUCCUGGUGGACGACAACAGCGAUGAAGAGCAAUUGAAAGGGCCGCUGGAGGAGUAUGUCAACAAGCGCUACCCGGGACUCGUCAAAAUCGUGCGCAAUCAGAAGAGAGAGGGGCUCAUCCGCGCCCGCAUCGAGGGCUGGAAAGUGGCCACCGGGGAGGUGACGGGCUUCUUUGAUGCCCACGUCGAGUUCACUCCCUCUUGGGCUGAACCGGUUCUGGCUAGAAUCAAGGAGGAUCGCAAGAGGAUCAUCCUGCCCUCCAUAGACAACAUCAAGUAUGAGACCUUUGAGCUGGAGCGCUAUGAGAACUCUGGCCACGGGUACAACUGGGAGCUGUGGUGCAUGUACAUCAGUCCUCCGAAGCAGUGGUGGGACGAAGGGGACACCACAGCGCCCAUCAGGACUCCUGCAAUGAUCGGAUGCUCGUUCGUUGUGAACCGCGACUACUUUGGAGAGCUGGGUUUGCUGGACUCUGGCAUGGAUGUCUACGGAGGAGAGAAUAUUGAGCUCGGAAUCAGGGUUUGGCUAUGUGGCGGCAGCAUGGAGGUGCUGCCUUGCUCCAGGGUGGCCCACAUUGCCAGAACCAAAAAGCCGUACCACAGCAAUAUCGCCUUCCACACCCGCCGCAACGCACUGCGGGUCGCAGAGGUCUGGAUGGACGAGUACAAAUCUAACGUCUACUUGGCCUGGAACCUCCCCAUGGAGAACCAUGGGAUUGAUUAUGGUGACAUAUCCCAGAGAGUGGCAAUUAGGAAAAGUCUUCAGUGCAAAAACUUUGAGUGGUACCUGGACAACAUCUACCCAGAGAUGAGGAGGUACAAUAGCACUCUGUUUUAUGGAGAGAUACGCAACAACAAUGUGACAAAUCUUUGUGUGGAUCAAGGUGAAAAGGAGAACCAUACAGCUACACUGCAUCCAUGUCAUGGGUGGGGUCCUCAGCUGGGUCGCUACACUAAGGAGGGCUAUCUGUUCCUGGGUCCACUGGGGAGCACUGGAGAGGACACACGCUGCGUCGUGGAUGACCGCGUCAGCAACUCUCCGCAGCUCCUCAACUGUGAGAAAAUCUCCAACAUGCAACAAAAGACAUGGAACUUCGCUCAGAACGAGGCGAUGGUGAACAGAGCCACAGGCCGCUGUCUGGAGGUGGUGCCGGCUAACGUGCUCUUCGGCUACAUGCUGGUGCUGAGGUCCUGCACCGGCCAGAGGUGGACCAUCAAGAACACAAUGAAGCAGUGAUCCAGCACAGCCAACCUACUCCUCAUCAGGAAGCACUGGAUAAGAGGGGGGACAAGUGUGGAUAGACUUGUUUGUAAACAAGCGCUGCUUUCAAGAAGAAAUGGUCGUUAUCUGUGGAUGCAGCUCGAUAAAGUACCAAAAAAGAAACAGCUAGAAAAAAAAAACAGUGCCCACGCUCACUCAACUGCUGUGAGUGCUGACAAACAUGCCAACAGGCGGGACCCCUUGGGCGGAGUUGAAAAACAAUGACUGCAACAACGAACAAUGACUUGCUAAACCAAAACAAGAUGUGCUUGUGGUUAUCAACCGAAAAAAAAUUCCCCUCAGGGAUAAAAUAUUUGUUCACUAUUACAUUUUUCAUUCGAUCAUUCAUCAAUGAAUUACAUUAAUCUACAAUAUAACCCAUUCUGCAAAUAUAGUGACCAUGGUGUAUUUAGGGCAUCCAUUUAUUGUGUAAGUGAGAUGUCAUAUUGCCGUUGCUGGGAAGCAUUUAUCAGUGUGCUUGGAAAAUAUAGGGUCUUUCUGUUCUAAGUAUUGCUUUGAAAUAUGGAUUCAUUGACUCCAUUGUGAUCAAAGUGUCCCCUUUUCUUUUGGUAUGAAAUGUGAAUCAUUUGAAGCAUUUAGUAGCACUACAGUAGCAUGCAAUGGUUAUUUGCACAUGGGAAAUUCUACAUGUAUCAAGAAAUUUUUGAUAUACCAGUGAGUGACACUGGAACUUGGUGUCAAUAAGGAAUAAAAAGCAAAAAAGAAAAAAAUCAGACUCAGAUAUUUAUCGCUAAAUGGAAGGAUUUAUGGAGGGGGACAUUGUGGGACAAUAUCACAUACUGUAAAGAUUAUUACAGAUUUGUAUUGUUUUAAAUGAGAUGUAUUGUAAGGUUAAAUAUUCAACUGUUUCCGUGUUCAAAGUUGGAAUUUCGAAUAUCGUCUUCCAUUUUGUAGUAGCAUCUCUUGGUUUGAAUAAAAUUCUGAAUUCUGUGGUA